Syngnathus typhle (broad-nosed pipefish) is the source of this 2430-nucleotide messenger RNA. RefSeq names its product nucleosome assembly protein 1-like 4a (gene nap1l4a). Gene Ontology annotation, biological process: nucleosome assembly. Gene Ontology annotation, cellular component: chromatin; nucleus. Bases 73 to 1182 code for a protein of 369 amino acids. The record is from RefSeq and is a predicted model, not a curated record. Lineage: Eukaryota; Metazoa; Chordata; Actinopteri; Syngnathiformes; Syngnathidae. Gene Ontology annotation, molecular function: chromatin binding; histone binding. The transcript has 16 exons.
AAGAAGAGUCGAAGACGCGUGAGAACUGUGACUUGAUCGCCCGACGUCACAGGAAAGAGCACCAUCUCUGUAAUGGAGGUCAAUAAGGGUAAAGGGGAGCCGGGGUUGCAGAAUCCUCUCGGACAGAUGGACAAACCUGUUAACUUGCAUGCCGUGGAAAGCCUUCCCAAAGCAGUGACAAGGCGAGUGCAUGCCUUGAAAAGGCUUCAGGUGCAGUGUGGCAACAUCGAAGCCAAGUUUUACGAAGAGGUCCAUGAACUGGAGAGGAAGUAUGCUACCCUCUAUCGGCCGUUGUAUGAAAAGCGGAGAGAGAUUGUCACGGGCACAGUGGAACCCACAGAUGCAGAGUGUGAGUGGAACAGUGACAAAGAUGAAGAGGAAGAGCUAUCUGAGCAGAUGAAGAAGAAAAUAGCUAUUGACUCUGCUAAAAAGGAUGAUGCUGUACCAAUGGAAGACCCAAAAGGCAUCCCGGACUUCUGGCUCACUAUAUUCAGGAACGCAGACAUGCUCUCUGAUCUGAUCCAAGAACAUGACGAGCCAAUCCUGAAGCACCUGAAAGAUAUUCAAGUCAAGUUUUCCGAACCGGGACAGUCCAUGAGUUUCACUCUGGAGUUCCACUUUGAGCCCAACAGUUACUUCAAUAAUGCUGUCCUUACUAAAGUCUACAAAAUGAAGUCUGAGCCUGAUGCUACAGAGCCUUUCUCUUUUGAGGGCCCAGAGAUCGUCGACUGUGCCGGCUGUCCGAUAGAUUGGCACAAAGGGAAGGAUGUGACUGUGAAAAUGAUCAAGAAAAAGCAGAAGCACAAAGGUCGUGGCACAGUCCGCACAGUCACCAAACAGGUCUACAACCCCUCCUUUUUCAACUUCUUCAACCCCGUCAAAGCGUCACCAGAUGGUGGUGAAAUGGACGAGGACUCUGAGCUAACUUUUGACUUUGAGAUCGGUCAUUUCUUCCGUGAGAGAAUAAUUCCCAGAGCAGUGCUGUAUUUCACAGGAGAGGCAAUGGAAGAUGACAGUUUUGAUGAGGAACUAGAAGAAGACGAUGAGGAGCAGGAUGAUGAUGAUGACGACGACGAUGAUGAUGAUGAUGAUGAUGAUGGAGACUUUGACCCGAGGCUGCAAGUGGUGGUGUCCAUAUGUAACCAAUCGACCAUCUCAGUGCAGUGCCGCUAUUUGGCCUAAUCAAUCAUGCAUUUCUAGAAAGAAGCACCCGCCCAACCUGCUGAAUGCAAGCAGCAGUAACCACGGUGACUGGUGGACAAGGAGACCUGCUAUCCUUCAAUUCAGCCAAUCAGCCAGUCCUCUUCUUGCAGCCCACUUCUAUGAAUGGUCAUCCGAACGCAAUAGAUACAAACCAAACAGCAAGUGCAUGACUUUGUUUUAGGGUUUUUUGUUUUGUUUUGUUGUUUUUGCUCACAUCGCCUUUUGCUUGGCAUCUUUCUCGCUCCAAACAGGGACGUAGCCUGGCAAUUUUCAUCUUUUGCUAAAGUGGAAUUUAGUGCAUUACUGCCAAGAAUCUCAGCUUGUCAUAGAAAAAAUAAAACUUAAAGGACUCAUAAAAUUAAGUUGCUAUGGAUCUGUUACUCAGGGUUUUUUAACAUCAACACGAUAGCUGUUAUAUCACCAGGGAACUGCAGAGUAAAGUCAAUUUUGGCUGGGGGGGGGGUUUCUCUCUCAAUGUAUAACAUUUAGUUUUGUUUCAUACUUGUGCUUGUCGUUGAAUUAUUUAUUCUGGUGUCAUGCAGCAGUGUAGUGAUGCUUUUCAGGAAGCCACAUUGGUGGAGGCUAUCAUCCAAUUGAUUCAAAACUGCCAUGUUCCAAUUUUGAACGUUUAAUCGUGGGAAAGUGUUUUGACGCGAUGCUGCGUUCAGAUGCCAAUUUAAACAAGCAUUUAACAGAAUGUUAGCACUUCCUGUGCCCUACUAAAGCUCUUUCUGCAUUUGCUCACGAUCAGUCCAGUCAGUAUAUCACCGCACAAGGACAGACUGAAGCCAACUCUGACCUUUCAAAUCUGUGACAGCAUGCAGGUUGUUUGGCUGUUUUCUGCUCUAACAAGCCCAAUUGAAUGUUUUCUUCAAUUGUGUCCCCACUUGUACAUUGUACUCAGCAUUUAAAGCUUUUGUUAUUGUAUAUGGGUUUGUUUUUGAAUCAUUUGUUGAAAACAUAAUGCCAAUGUUUUUUCUACUGCCCUUUAGAUUCAAUUUGUUUAGUUUGGAUGCCUCUGUUGGCAGGUCAUCAGAAGCAAUAAAGCAAUUGCCUGCUUCUCUUGAUUGUAUUGAGCUGGUCACUUGCGUCUGAGCUGUGGUUGUUGUCCUGAAAUGUAUCACACGGGGUCCUGUGCUAACAAAUGGCCUUAACUUGUUAACUUGGCUUAUUCUCUUCAAUUUGUACAGAGUUAAAAUAUUCUAUUAAAGUUGUGCACCAAUGAAA